AGCUCCAAUCUGGCAACCCUGGAGGCAUGUUCCGAGGGCGGCUCGUGAUGGCCGUGAGUUUGUCAGAAACUCGGAUGUUAUAAUCGGAGUCUCGACCCAACAUGCCCGGUUUGAGAGAGUUUGGUUUAGCUGGAGCUGCUCUGGCACUAACCGGAGGCGUCGUGUAUGUUAUCUGGAAUUCAAGAGGCAGGGAGAAGAGGAGAGAAGCGGAGAAAGCGGCGUUAAAAAAGAACGUAGACGCAGAUAAACAAGAAAAGUUCAUCGAGCAAGAAAAGUUCAUCGAGGAAGAAAUAAGGAUCGAAACCGCAUGCGAAGUCCCUGAAGUCUCUCAGCAAGGACAGUCAAGAGGUGGUCAAGUGUUGGUUUUGGGUCUGGAUGGUGCUGGCAAGUCCAGUCUUCUUCAGUGCUUCGUGACCGGCAGCACAGAGCAGGACGUGUCACCCACUCAGGGGUUCAAUGCAGUGUCUAUCAACAGAGAGGAGUUGCACAUCGAGUUCCUUGAGAUUGGUGGUGAGGAGAAGCUCCGGGAAUAUUGGCCCAUGUAUCUGAAGAAUGCUAGGGUGUUGGUGUUUGUGCUUGACGCGGCCGACUCGACACGCUUUCCUCUGGCUAAGACCAGCCUGCACCAGCUGCUGACCUCUAAACCUUACCUCCCACUGGUCCUGAUCGCUAAUAAACAGGAUCUCCCAGGUGCACGUGGGGUGACCGAGCUGUACGACGCGAUGGCAUUGGGUUUGUUAGGCGAAGGCCAUAAGCUGUGUGUUUUGGGCACGCAAGUUCAGAAAGGCUCAUCCGAUGCUCAUCCCAGCGUGCAGGAUGCUUAUGAGCUCAUCCUGGACAUGAUGAACAGCAACUGUAUGGAGUAGCAGAGCUGCACCUGAUUGGCUGAUAUCAGCCUCAACAAUAGACUAACAAAUGUCUGAAUGAAUCAGGGCUAUUUUGUCACCAAAGACAUUCCUAAAGCAGAAUGCACUUAAACAUGAUCUUUCAGGGUUACGGGUUUAUCGUUGCAUCAGUAUUUUAGCAAAGCGACAGUUCUUUGGGUGUGUUAACUGUGGUUUCAUUUGGUUUUAUGCAAUGUGGCAUAGAUGGUAGAUGUUCUUAGAUGUUUAACUAGCACAUUUUGCUAAGCACUGUUAACACUGUUAUGGAUGGAUCUGUGUUUAACAUGGAUGUGAUACGCAGGCAUUUGUAACUGUUUCUUAUUGUUAUAGUCUUAUAUUUAUUAGAUGCUGUUUUGAUUCUUAAAGCAAUAUAUUUGUUGAAAAAGAACUUAACUAUCCAAUAAAAAGUUUCAAUGUC
Messenger RNA from Hemibagrus wyckioides, 1302 nucleotides. It is a transcript of the gene arl9, whose product is annotated as ADP-ribosylation factor-like 9. Gene Ontology annotation, molecular function: GTP binding; GTPase activity. The coding region runs from base 102 to 866 and encodes 254 amino acids. The transcript is spliced from 4 exons. Lineage: Eukaryota; Metazoa; Chordata; Actinopteri; Siluriformes; Bagridae. The record is from RefSeq and is a predicted model, not a curated record.